UAGAACACAUGCGUCCACACUUGCUUCCUGCUGAGUUCCACGCGUUGUUCAGAAUCAAAAGGUAGCUCAUUUUAAAGCAAAGUAACAAUGCCUAAAGCCAAAAAGAAAAGGAAAGGAAACACGUUUGACUACAGUAAAGACAGAAAGAAACUUAAAAAGCAGUUUAAGAAAAGGGAAGCCCCGAGAAUAGAGUGUCCUCAGAUCCGAAAUGCCUGGAGUGACAAAAAGUCGGUGGCAAGAAACUUGCGAGACAUGGGUCUGGCAUUUGACCCAAACCGCGCCCUCCCAAUUAAGACACCAGCCAUUGCUGCUGUGGGGAGAACUGAAGAUGCUCCCGCUCCCAAACUUGUAAGGAAGCCAUAUGUACUCAAUGAGCUGGUGGCUGAGGCCAGUCUCCCAGAGAAAGACACAAAGACCUUAUCCACAGACUUGAUCGAGUAUGUGCAGUACAUGGUCAGGGAACACAGUGAGAACUACAAGGCUAUGGCCAGAGAUGAGAAGAACUAUUACCAGGACACUCCCUCGCAGAUCAGGAGGAAAGUGGACCAGUAUAAACGCUGCCAUCCAGAGGAAUACACCACCUUCAUGGAGUCUCUCAGAGGUGGGAAAGCAGUUUCCACAUAACUGGCUGUCUGUGGUGGGAAAAGACUUUCAAUGUGAAGGGGGGAAGAAACCACUCCUCUUCAGCAAGUAUUCUGUGACUGUGGCAAAGAUGGAACAGGAGAUGGGGGUCAAAGUGCACCCAGAAACACAAGCUUUCUUAAUUUAGAAUAGACGUUGAGUUGGGAUUUUAAAGAACUGUAAACAUUUGAGAAAAAGACUAGAUUUAACAUGCAUAGAAUAGUCUCUUUUUUUCAUACUUCUAGUAUGUUUCCCCAAAAUACAGUUACAAAUUAUAUACAGUAAGAACAUUAAAGUCUGCUUUUGUAAUGAUGUCAACAUAUGUUUAAGUUUCAUUAAUGCAUUUCCUCUUUGGAUUUUGUUUUGGAAGAUGUAUAAGCAUAGUCAUUUGUCAAGCUUGUACAAAAGGUUGUAACAAUGUCACUGUAAAAAAUAAAAGUGAGAAACCUUA
This is a messenger RNA of Oncorhynchus tshawytscha (Chinook salmon), 1072 nucleotides long. RefSeq names its product NOP16 nucleolar protein homolog (yeast) (gene nop16). Gene Ontology annotation, biological process: ribosomal large subunit biogenesis. Bases 88 to 624 code for a protein of 178 amino acids. Gene Ontology annotation, cellular component: nucleolus. Lineage: Eukaryota; Metazoa; Chordata; Actinopteri; Salmoniformes; Salmonidae. The record is from RefSeq and is a predicted model, not a curated record. The transcript is spliced from 5 exons.